This is a messenger RNA of Limulus polyphemus (Atlantic horseshoe crab), 2705 nucleotides long. RefSeq lists its product as uncharacterized. The transcript has 9 exons. NCBI's taxonomy places the organism in Eukaryota, Metazoa, Arthropoda, Merostomata, Xiphosura, Limulidae. The coding region runs from base 312 to 1397 and encodes 361 amino acids. The record is from RefSeq and is a predicted model, not a curated record.
AUAUAUAAAUUGAAUUAUAGUGUUUGUUUUUGUCCAAAAGAGGGCAUUCGAGAUACCAUAACAACAGAAUCUGAUCUAAACAUAACAAUUAGAAUUUUAACACCAAGUUUGUAACGCGAGUUUGCAUUUGUUCAUUUUUCGUGAUAUAUGGACGUGAAGCAAGAGAAUUUCCUGUUGACAGUGUAUUACUAAUAGUAAUACUAGUAAUUAGGAGAAGCUAAAAUGAUAAUAAGAAAUUAUAAAGUGGCUUUAUAAAUACUGCAACCUGAAAAGAAGAAAUUGUUGCUACAAGCAAACCUAAGAGAUUAACAAUGAUUGUUGGUCAUAAAAGAAAUGAUGAUGAUGAAUCUGGAAGUGACUGGGAUAGUAUGUCAGAAGCACCACAACCUGUGCCAGUUAAUUCAUUGAAAAGAGAAGUAGAAUCCACCAGAAGCACAGAAAAAGAAAGUAAACCAUCAAAGAAUAAGAAAUUCGAGAGAGAUGAGAAAACUGGGACACUUAUUUUCACAGAUCCAAAGUUGAAACAAAAAGAAAAACAAAGUCCUGCAAAGCUUGCUUCCAAAGAAGAGGACUUUGAGAACCAGACUCAACAGAGUGAACAUUCAGAUUCUUCUCAUUCUGAAAAUAUUGAUGUAAAAGAAGAUCAUGAGGAAGAUAUAAUAAUAGAAAAAGCUAAAAAAAGAGUAAGCCACAAGAAAGAUGGACCUUCAUGGAGCCAGCUUCUAAAUAAGAAACUAUAUGCACCUUCAAUUAAUGAUAACCAACAUAUUAAAGCAGCUGAAGAAAGUCAUGUUACCGUUAACAUAUCAGAACAGAAUACCCCAUUUUCUGUAGAAAAGAAGGUUGACAACAACAAGCAAUGGCAAGUACCAGUGUACACAGAGGAAGAAGACUCUUAUAGCCCUAAACGAAAAAUUAAAUAUUUCUUUGAUCAUGGAAAUCCAAGUUGCUACAGUGUGGAACAAGAUGUUGAAAUUCAACUUGCCACAUUAGCUGAUCGGUCACAAUCUGUUGGACAUCAGUUCUGGGGAGAGUUGUUUACAGCAAUACAAAUUCCUUUAGAUUUCAUCAUUGCCUUGCUCCUGGAAUUACUGGGAUUUUGUAUCUGUCUUCUUCAGAGACUACUGGUUGGUGCUCUUCAUCGCCUUGGAGACCUGUUGCUGAAACCUGUAUUGGCUGUAUUUUUUAAUAGUAUUCUAUAUCCAAUAGGCAUUUUUCUUUGGAAUUCUUCAACACUUAUUUUAAACAUCCUCACCCCCUUACUGGAUAUACUGAAAAAUCUUACUGAAAUCAUUGCUAUACCAUUAAGAGCAUUUCGACUAGUGGAAAUAAGAAAUGAAGUUUACCCUAAAUAUGGAAGAAGAAACCAGAGCAGUAAGAGGCUGGAGGAUAUAUGAUAGCUGUUUAAGACAGAGAAAAAUGUUUAAUGAACUACUCUGUCCUUUAAUAUGAAAAUAUUAUUGUUUUUGAUUAAUUUGAAAGUUUACAGCCAUGUCUGUGAGCUAGUUUGUUAACUGCUAUUUCUUAAAAUGUACUGUAUUAAUCUGUUUGGAUAGCAACUAAAAUAUAAAUUUUAUUAAAAUGUAAGUAGCAUGUGUAGGACUCUUGAACUGAAUCAUUUAUCAUGUAAAUUUAUUUUUUGAGCAUCUUUGUGAUAAAUGACAUCACUCUAUGACCUUCUAAGUAACUCUUCCAAUUAAACCAAGAUACUUGUUUGGAAUAAUCUCAUAACUGAUUCCAUUGUGUAAAUUUGUAAUGUUGUUUGAGGUUUUAGUGCUUUUCGUAUAUAUAAACCUUGUUUUGUGGUAGUUGAUUUAAAAGGGUCAAAGUUCUUAACAUAAUUGUCCCACGGUGGGACGGCGGUAAACUUAUGGACAUAGAAUGUUAAAACCUCAGGCUUGAUUCCCCUUGGUGGACACAGCAGAUAGCCCAAUGUGGCCUUGUUCUAAAGAAAAAAGGCAAACAAACAAACUUAACAUAAUUAUCAAGGAAUGGUAGUCUUAAUGGAGGUUACCUUUCUACAUGGUUUUGUUUAUCACAGUAUUUCACAAAGCAUCCAUAAGAUAAUGCUAUUGAUUCAAUUAAUGUUUACCUAUAGAUUUCACUAAUAUGCUCAUCUGAGCCAGAAAUUAUAGUGCUUGGCAUUAAAGUAAAGCAGAAACUUUCUAGAAAUAUAAAUAUUUUAUGAUUGGUUAUGCCAAAUUGUUUGUACAUUCUAAGAAAGUCAAAAUCUUAUCCCAAUUUGCUACUUUCUAAUUUGACUCCUUGAGCUUCUUGUAAAACAACUAUGCCCAGAUAAUACUAACAACUGUUAUGUAUUAUCAAUGUUUCAUUAAUAAAAAUAAAUAUCUUGCCUUUUUUUUAUACUAACAAUGGCUGGCUACAUUCCUCUUGGAUGUACAAAUGUAGCAAACUUGCAUGUAAUUGAUGAAACCUGUAUAUUAAUAUGUAAGCAAUAAAUACAUGGUUUGUUUUUUUGCUGUACAAGUUACUUGUGUAUGCUGUAGUAAUGCAGAGCGCCAUCUCGCCCAUUGAUAGAUAAUGAGUUGCUGUGAAAGACCUAUGCUGGCCAACUUAUUUUAUAAAUAAAUAACAGGACCACUUUAUGAGUGCUGAAAAACUAAAAGUGCAUAUUUUUUUAAUUAUAUGAAUUCACUUGUAAAAUAUGUUUGACAAUUUUGGAAUAUUAAAUUGACCUAAGUAUA